AUGCUCAGCGCGAAGCGCAAGGCGCGCUUCUUCGACAAGCUCAACGAGAUCUACCUUCCGACCAAGCGGCCAGCGAACGAGAUUGACGCGCCGUCGGUCGUUUCUUCGUCCACCGGUGACGCCUCGGAUCGGCGGCAGUCGUUUCCGCCCAUGGCCGUGACCAAAGCGCUCGUCGACAAGGCGCGCCGGCGGCAGUCAAUGCCACUCGCAGGACCGCUACAAGGCCUGCGACUGCUGAUCGUGCCAUUGGGAUCCGACAUGAGUCGGCGACGCCUCGACAUUUGGACGACGCAGGUGGCCAAGGCCGGCGGGCAGCUCGUCACGACGUGCGACGACAGCGAUACGAUCGUUGUGGCGAGCCUCAGCCUGUCGCGCGAGCGGCUCUGCAGCUACUGCCAUGUGUCAGAGAUGCCUCCGAGUCUGCGCGUUGUCUCGCCUGAUUGGCUCGUGCAUGUCAUCCAGCACCGCACGUUGCCGCCCGAUGGCAUGUUUCCGUGGAGGAAUGGCGGCGACGUUGCGCCGCCUGUGGCUGCCGAUGACGCGCCGCCCCAGAAAGCCUUUUACGAAAGCUCGCCAGGCAACACCCAAGAGAGCCCCGCACCGCCACCAACGCCAAGGUCUGCGAUCGUUGUCGCGUCGCCACUACGGGCGCUCGACGAAGACAUGGCGUACCGCAAGCGUAUCUUUUACGAGAACAACCCGAGCAUGGUCGACAUCCACGCAGAAGAAGCAGCCGAUCCGCGCCAAAUCAAGGCCUCGAGCUUUGUGUGCGCGACAACGUCCGUGCAGUCGAUCAACCACAACUCGCACUUGACGUCGGUGCUUGACGAGCUCAUCGAGUACCUUGCUGUCGAGAAGGACGAGUGGCGCGAGAACAGCUACAAGCGCAUGCUGUCGAUUCUCAAGCAGCUGCCGGCCAAGGUCACGUCGACGGCAGCGCUGCGGCCGCAGUACGGGUUUAACGCGACGGGCAUCGCCAAGAUCCGCGAGAUCCUAGAGACAGGCACGCUGCGCAAGCUCCAAGCCAAGAAGGCCGACGCCCGGCUCCAGGUCCUCCGCACCUUUGCCAACAUUUGGGGCGUCGGGCCCGCGACUGCGACGUCGCUCUACAGCCAGGGCUUCCGGUCCCUCGAUGCCCUGCGCGCGCGGCAAGACGAGGUUCUUAACCCACAACAACGCAUCGGGCUACAUCACUAUGCCGAUUUUCUGGUGAAAAUCCCACGGGCCGAGGUCGAAGAGAUCCAGGCGAUCGUCAAGGCGACGGUCGCGACGAUUCACCCAACCGCCGUCUGUGUGACAUGCGGGAGCUACCGCCGCGGCAAGCUGCAGUCGGGCGACGUUGACAUCCUCAUCACUGACCCGCUCGCCGACGAGUGCGUGCUCUUGCCCGACCUGCUCCGGGAAUUGCACAAGCGCACGUUUCUCACGGACGACCUCACGACCGUGACGGAGCACCACACGGGCGGCUGCGACUCGUACAUGGGCGUCUGCCGCGUCGACGAGCGCCGGCCCUUUCGGCGCAUCGACCUCAAGGUGUACCCGCGCCGCCUCUUUGGCUUUGCGCAAUUGUACUUUACGGGCAGCGACCACUUUAACCGAAGCAUGCGCGCGUACGCCAAGCAAAAAGGCUACAGCUUGACCGACCGCGGGCUCACCAAAGUGGCCCGCGCCAAAGGCGCCAAGAAGCUCAAGCAAGCGCCGGGUCUGAUCUGCCCAGACGAGAAGGACGUCUUCAUCGCCCUCCAGCUUCCGUACAAGGUAUGA
This is a messenger RNA of Saprolegnia parasitica CBS 223.65, 1764 nucleotides long. RefSeq lists its product as hypothetical. Gene Ontology annotation, molecular function: DNA binding; DNA-directed DNA polymerase activity. Gene Ontology annotation, cellular component: nucleus. Gene Ontology annotation, biological process: double-strand break repair via nonhomologous end joining. The transcript has 9 exons. The coding region runs from base 1 to 1764 and encodes 587 amino acids. NCBI's taxonomy places the organism in Eukaryota, Oomycota, Saprolegniomycetes, Saprolegniales, Saprolegniaceae. The record is from RefSeq and is a predicted model, not a curated record.